AUGAGCGCUGAACCAGGAAAAGAUGGAGCUCCAGAUGGUCUUGCGCCUCCAGCAGGGGAACCGAAUGCUGAUGGAAUCGUCGGAGGACCUCGAACUCCUCAGCAGAUUGCUGCACAGCGACGAUUGCAGCAGACUCAGUGCCAGGUCGAUGAGGUCGUGGAUAUCAUGAAAACCAACGUAGAAAAGGUACUAGAACGAGAUCAGAAAUUGUCGGAACUAGACGACCGUGCUGAUGCUUUGCAACAAGGAGCCUCACAAUUUGAGCAACAAGCUGGCAAGCUAAAAAAUAAAUUCUGGCUGCAAAAUCUUAAGAUGAUGAUAAUUAUGGGAGUUAUUGGAUUGGCCGUACUUGGACUGCUCGUGUUGAAAUUUAUGCCAGCUGAGCAACCACAGCAGCCGAUGAUGAUGGCACCACAGAUUCCGAUGCAACAGAUGCCAAUGCAGGUACAAGGCGGUCAGGGCGCAGCGGCAGCUCCAGCAGGGCUUGUACAAGACGUUGCAUCGUUAGUAUCCAGUUCGCGCCGGCUUGUGAAUUAA
Molecule: messenger RNA, 537 nt
Organism: Sabethes cyaneus
Lineage: Eukaryota; Metazoa; Arthropoda; Insecta; Diptera; Culicidae
Product: vesicle-associated membrane protein 2-like
Exons: 5
Coding region: 1-537 (178 amino acids)
Biological process (GO): vesicle fusion; vesicle-mediated transport
Cellular component (GO): plasma membrane; SNARE complex
Molecular function (GO): syntaxin binding; SNAP receptor activity
Source: RefSeq, a predicted model, not a curated record